AUGCAAGUAGCAGAAAUCCUCUCAGACAUCAACUCCCUCCGCGUCUGCGGCCACAAUGAGGCACUCGCACUAGUCAACGUGCACAAAAAAGGUGCGAAUCCAGAAUCUACCGGCGCUGCCAAUACGCCAACGGACCAAAAUGACCUCCGUCGUGCAAAGGAGCUCGUGGAGCUGCAUUACGAAGUCAAAGCACGUCACGCUAAUGGCACUGUGGAUGAGGAGUUGAACCGCGCUCGUGAGGAUGUUCGACGUGUCCUAAGAGAUUUAUCGACUGUGUGA
Messenger RNA from Penicillium nucicola, 279 nucleotides. RefSeq lists its product as uncharacterized. The transcript has 2 exons. Bases 1 to 279 code for a protein of 92 amino acids. The record is from RefSeq and is a predicted model, not a curated record. NCBI's taxonomy places the organism in Eukaryota, Fungi, Ascomycota, Eurotiomycetes, Eurotiales, Aspergillaceae.